AUGGCCCCAGGGCUCAGUGCUUCCCCUUCAGUUAUGGUUAUGCUCCUGUCCCUGCUGGAUCUGGCUGCUGCUGGGAAACUCCUGGUGGUGCCAGUGGAUGGGAGCCACUGGCUCAGCAUGCGGGAGGUGGUGGACAUGCUCCAGCAGAAGGGACAUGAGGUGGUUGUAGUGGCACCUGAAGUCUCUUUGCACAUCAAGCCAUCAAAGAACUUUGUGAUGAAAAUGUACUCAGUCCCCUACACCAAGGAAGAGAUGGAGAAAGAUUUCAAGCUGUUUCUCCAUACUUCAUUUGAAGAGGGAUCUUUUAUUGAAAGAUUUCUUAAAGUGUAUGAAGUUAUGAAAAAACUUGGUAAUAUGUCUGCUGUUUCCUGUGAUCACCUCCUGCAAAACAAAGAGCUCAUCAGGUACCUUGAGGAGAGCAACUUUGAUGCGGUCUUUACAGACCCUGUAGUACCAUGUGGGGUGAUCCUGGCAGAGCAUCUUUCACUUCCUUCUGUGUAUUUCUUACGAGGAAUCCCAUGCGGUUUAGAUUUUGAAGCCACACAGUGUCCCAAUCCUCCUUCCUAUGUGCCCAGGGCAUUUUCUCAACUUACGGACCGCAUGACCUUUCUCCAGCGAGUGAAGAACCUACUCUUUGACACCCAAAAUCUAUUUCUUUGUGAUUUUGCCUUUGACCCGUUCUCGAAACUGGCUUCUGAGUUUCUGCAGCGGGAGGUGACUGUGCUGGAUCUCUUACGGAAGGGCUCUGUCUGGCUCUUCAGGUUAGAUUUUGUGCUUGACUAUCCAAGGCCCUUGAUGCCCAACAUCAUUCCAAUUGGAGGAGUAAACUGUGCGCAUAAGGAGCUACCACAGGUGGAUAAUAUUCUGUUUUUAAUUUGUGCUGUGAUGGAUUUCUUUAUUCAGGAGGGUUGA
Molecule: messenger RNA, 912 nt
Organism: Cinclus cinclus
Lineage: Eukaryota; Metazoa; Chordata; Aves; Passeriformes; Cinclidae
Product: UDP-glucuronosyltransferase 1A1-like
Exons: 1
Coding region: 1-912 (303 amino acids)
Molecular function (GO): UDP-glycosyltransferase activity
Source: RefSeq, a predicted model, not a curated record